Metschnikowia bicuspidata var. bicuspidata NRRL YB-4993 is the source of this 939-nucleotide messenger RNA. RefSeq names its product U6 snRNP complex subunit. The transcript has a single exon. The annotation marks the transcript as partial. The record is from RefSeq and is a predicted model, not a curated record. NCBI's taxonomy places the organism in Eukaryota, Fungi, Ascomycota, Pichiomycetes, Serinales, Metschnikowiaceae.
AUGAUUGAGCUUAGGCACAAGGUGGAAAAUGAACGAAUUUCAGACCCAUUUUCCUAUAAGCAAUACAGACAACUAAUGUUGUACGCCCUGCAAAACGGACUUCAAAAUCAUCCGCAAGUUUGGAGGACAAGAAUGGAAUAUGAAGUUCUCAGUGCAGAAGAUUUAAUAAACUGGGAGUCUGCCAUCGAUUCCAACCUUUCAGGAUGCCAAGCAUCAGACGAGAAAUCCACGAUGUACAACCUCAUAGCUACGGAAUAUCCUACCAUGCAAAAUGUAUUGAAAAGUCUAGACUAUCUGAACCCCACUAUGGCUCAACUUCAGCAAUGCUAUGCAAAGCACAAAGAUAACUUUGUCUACAGCCAAGUCAUUUUUGAUCGACUUCUCGCUAGUCUAUGUGCGGAUGAAGAUUGGCUAGCCAUACGGGCACUAUAUGAAUCACGCUUGAAAGUCCCGCACAGGCAAAUCCAAGAUACAUAUGACUCGUUUUCUUCUUUUGUAUCUGAGCAUUAUCCCCAAGAGUACACUCUGAUUAUGAGAACAGCCAGCAAGCUUCUUCGGGCUACAGAAAGAUCGCAAAGGUAUUAUGAGAUUCUAGAACAAGCGAUUUCUGAUGAUCCAAACUCACCUGAACCGUGGAUAAGAUACAUGACUCAGUUGCAUCAAUAUUCAAAUGGUGAAUCACCGUAUCCUGCAUUUCUUGCGGUUUUCUAUCGCAGUUUGUUCGCCGGCUCCCUAUGUAAGAUGGGUGAUUCGCAAUGGACAGAUGUAUGGCUCGUUGCCCUUCAAUUUUUGAGCAAACCUCAAAUGCACCAUUCACUGGAGAGAAAGCGCAUUGCUACAUCAUUUGUCAAAUGUUACCCAAAAUUUCCUCGCGCUUACUCGGAGUUAGCAUGUUCUCUCUCAACUGAGAAAGAGGUCCACAGUCUAAGGAACCAUGUU